UUUACUUUUAUUGACAAUCAUAAGGCAUAUGUUGUCAAUAAGUUAAAAAUAUAAUUUUUUUGUAUAUUCUUUGUUUUCCUUGGAAUUUCCGGAGUUUUCACAAAAAAUAAACAUAUCGAAUUGGUUUUGACGUGGAAAUAAAUAAAAGAAAUGCCUAAGCUAAAAAAGUUUUUGCCUGGUAUUUUCAGUAAUGCUAAAGAUAGUCAAAAGAAUUCCAAUAAAAAUGGUAACGAAAACAAUAACAUUGAAGUUAAAUGUGUUGCGGGAAGACUCGAAACAGAUGCUCUGCCAGUUGACGAUAAUGAAGAAUUACCAACCAGUAAUAAUAACACACCAACACCUUCAACAGAACUAACAGAAUCAGUGGUCAGAGAACUAUCCGCACCAAACUACAAUUCGAUCGAUGCAGCAAAUAAUAGUUAUGCAUUUGAAGGUGAAACUGGGUUGAACUCCCAUACGGGAGCAGUUGCUUUGCAAUCAACCAACAAUGCCUUGACGCCAACAUCACCUGGUGCGCUGGCACCAGCUACUAUGAAUACAAUGAAUGUACAUAAUGCUCAACAACAAAUGGUAAUGCAAUUCUCCAACAUUAAACAACUGCAUUUUGGUUCAGUCUAUAAUUUUAAUAGCAAUAUAAGUGGUAUAGCUACUAACAACACACGUAAAAGUGGUAGAAGUGACGAACCCAACUCCCCGAGUUGUUCUAAUGGUGCAGACAAUCCAAAAAGACUUUUACCACGUAAAACUACUUCAAUUGUGGCUAUGAUGCAGUCACGUGAGGAGCCAAAUCACCGUAUAUUGGAAACUGUAUCUACACACCUAGGCGAAGGUUGGAAACAUGUGAUGCGAGAGCUGGGCCUCUCGGAGGGACAAAUCGAGCAGGCUGUAAUCGAUCAUCAAAUGCAUGGUGGAAUUAAAGAGGUUAUUUAUCAACUGCUGUUGCAAUGGAUCCGUGAUGCUGAUGAUAAUGUUGCAACGCUGGGACGUAUUACCUUGCUGCUUUGGGAAUUGAACCAUCGCGAUUGUGUGCAACGCAUGAAAUUGGUUUACAAAUCCGAAAUGGACAAAAGAACCCCUUCUUCAUAAAACUGACGAUUUCAUACAGGUAAUACGAAGUGCCUUAUUGGGUUGACGAGCAAAGCCCAGGUUCUCAUCAACUAGUGUAUAUAUGCAUAUGCAUAUAGACAUUAUUUCAAAGAAUUUUGUUUGACUCUUCAGUGCAAGGAGUAAAAAAUUAUGUACUGUGCAAUAUUUUAUAUUUACUUAAAUGAAAACUGUCUGUCUUAUGAACAUGUGCAUGCUUUAAACGUCCAUCGGCGUGUGCAUUAUUAGAACUAUGGUAUAUACAAAUGUGUUUACGCCACUUGCUCAAAUUGUACUGAUUGUUAUGCUUAAAGUUUGUUACUGAAAUAGCAAUGGUCCAUAAGUAUAUAAAUACAUAUGAAUAUAUUUGCAGAUUUUUGUCAAAAUCAAUUUAAUUUCAGUAAAGAGAAUACGGUAGUGUUAAGUUAAAUUUUGUAAUUCGGGUUUAAAAUUUAAUAGAUUUUACAAAGUAAAUAAUUGACAUUUAGGUAAGGAAACAUACACUAGAAAGUCUUAUGAAGAACCCACUUUAUAUCGAAUAUACAAGAGUUUAUUUAGAACUAAAAUUGUAAAAUAAAUUUUUUUUUUAAUAUAAACAUGUGUAAUGUUAAUAAAAAUUACAUACAACUAUGAUUUUUAAUGACUAUAAAAGCUUUAAUAUGUAAAAAAAAAUAAAA
Molecule: messenger RNA, 1760 nt
Organism: Zeugodacus cucurbitae (melon fly)
Lineage: Eukaryota; Metazoa; Arthropoda; Insecta; Diptera; Tephritidae
Gene: imd
Product: protein immune deficiency
Exons: 2
Coding region: 151-1086 (311 amino acids)
Biological process (GO): signal transduction
Molecular function (GO): protein binding
Source: RefSeq, a predicted model, not a curated record